Molecule: messenger RNA, 8320 nt
Organism: Labrus bergylta (ballan wrasse)
Lineage: Eukaryota; Metazoa; Chordata; Actinopteri; Labriformes; Labridae
Source: RefSeq, a predicted model, not a curated record
UUCAAAUUAACGCUCUGGCCGCAGAAAUGGAAUUGACGGCCUCAUAUUACGGGAAACUUGAUAAAAGAAACCCAGUUGUUUUAGCUUUUGAACGAGACAUCAACUCAUUUGUAACAGCGAUAAGGCGAGUCGCUUCUUCGAGCAGCCAAGAUGACGUCUCUUACGCGAAAGGGAUUAAAAUGCUGGUGGAGAUAUGGGAGAAGUACAAACCUCGACUGCCUUUGCAUUUCUACCAGGAGCGCAUGUUGGACAUUGCAGAUUUUCUUUUGGGGAUAAAGUCAUAUCAGUUGGCUCUUUGGCAUGGUUACAGUCUCCAUCUUCUGCAGUUCAGUUUAGUUGAAAUAACUGAGAUCACAGAUGUGGACCACUACAUGGCCUGCUUCUUCCCUGACGGAUUUGAUACAGACCAAAAUAUCUUAACCAUGAAGAUCCGUGCCAUGCAAGGCUGGGCCCUAUGUAUAUUUGAGCAGGAAAAAAAGCACCCAGUCCUCAGCCAGAAGGGACUCAGCAAACUGCUUUGUGUGCUAAACUUCAUCAGGGUCAUGAUGCAGGCUUUUCAGGAACAUGAGCACCUCUGCUGGCACAUUUAUAAUGGUUCGUUACACAUCUACAACAUCUGUCGUUACCUGAUGACUAUGAAUUAUAGUGAACAGGCACUGGAGUAUCUCCUGUGGGCAAGCAUUAGCUUAGAGCUCUCCAUCCCUAUGAUGACUUCCAAGAAUCUGUUGUGGAUUGUUACACUCUAUUGUGCUGUCUGCCACUGUUACUACGACAUCCAGGCGGAGGUGCAGGCAGAGGAAUUUGCCAGGAGAGCCCUUGGAAAGAUCGAUGGGCUAGCAAAGAUGGAGGAGCAGAAUGAAGUCCCUGCCACCAGAGAGACCCAGAGAGCUUACAGAGAAGCCUCAAUCAAGCUGGCUGCCAUGAUUUUCAAGCGGGCUGUGUUUGAGGACAGAAUGAGACCCAAAUCCAUGCUCAGAGUCAAAACCAAAAGCACCUUGAAGGACAUACCUAAUGCGCCAUGGCCUCGUACUACAACAGAGCGAGUGCUAAUGGGCCUGUUUGACAGCAGUGCAGCACAGUUUUUGGGGAUCUUGGAAGCACUUUGGGACAGCAACAAACGUCCACUGGAGACCAGGAUACCAGAUGAACCAGAGCUUCAGGAGGUGAUUCUGGAACUCCUGUCAGCUGGCAUCAGUAUAGUAUCUGAAAUAUCUACUGGUGAGUCUCUUGAUGUGACCCCAACAUCCACUCUGAUGGACUUAGCCAUUACAGGAGAAAACAAAGUACCCCUCAUUUCUGCGGUGCGGUUCAUUAAGCUGUUGUUUCAGUACAAGCAGCCAGAUACUUUCGCUGAACUUUCCAGAGAGAUGCUGCAGGUUUUGUCUAGUGUGGAAGGUCAGCCAUUCAGGAAGGCAGAGCUGGAACUUUCCCUACUUCACAAUUUCAACAGUGUGCUUUCGUCCCAGGGGAACCAUCCUAAAGGGGAAAACAUGAUUGAUGACAGACACAAGCAACAUUUCCAAAUGAGUGAUGAAUUUACUGACUUGGUGGACACCCUGCACAGGGCUGUUUGUGGCUCUGAGGUGCAGCCAGAUGGGGACCUGGUUUUGGAUGCUGUGAUAUUUCUGUGGGAUCAAGUGAAGGUGGUGUUUCAGAUGGAUCAAAUGCAAAACCCUAAUUACCUUGAGAAGGUAGAUAAUUAUGAUAAGUGGCUGUGGUGUCUGUCCUUGCUGUUUGAGGUGGCAUUAUUCUGUGACCUUGCAGCUGUUGACUGCAUAAUGAUGGCAGAGAUGAUCCACACAUUGGCCAUACAGCUUGAGAGUGCAGCUGAACACAGUGGUCAAAACAAAAGUCAAGGUAAGAAAUACGACUUAAUAAAAAAUAUUGAAAACAAAAUGCUUGUGUUUUGUGUGUGUGUGUGCUUGCAGAGUUCAAGCACAGAGCUGCUAAAGAAGGUGUGUGAUGUGGUGGUGAGGGGGCUUGAAGCUCUGGCGAAGGGUGUAGUUACACUGCUGCCCCAAGAUUGCUCAGCAGUCAUAGACUCUGCUUUCAUGCAGAAAUUCAGUCCCAAGCCUCCAUCAACCCCCUCCCCAUCUUUUCUGACAUCAUCAGAAGAGGUAAAUAAAGAAGAUGAAAGUACGAUGGAGACAGAUGAUGUGGAAGUUACAGGAGAGUCAUACACUAAAGUUCAUCAACACACUCAAUCAACCCGUGUGUACCUGCUAAUCAAGGACCUUCAUCAUGAGCUAAACAUCAUCUACCACAGGGCUUUCCUCAAGUUACUGAGGCAAAAUGCAGUUGUGGAGUGUGAACACUUGGAUUGGAUUAAGAAGAACAAAGUGGCCAAAGCUCUUUUCCUGAUCCAGAAAGCCUUGGUGGUUUACAACAACAUGGAACCAGAUAACAGCAGCAAAACAAAGAGUCUGCUAGAGGAGGCCUCCACCAUGAUUGAUAAAGCAGGGUUGGAAGAGAGAAAACUGUAUUUGUCCACCACCCUUAAGACUUCAGCUGAAAACAAAGAAAAGGGCAUGAUGGGGGAAGAAGAAAGCUCUCCACCUCCUCCAGUCUUACUCGCACGCACAGACCGCUCUUUAACCUUUGCCCCGGCACCUUAUAAAUUAGAGGGACAAGUGUUCUGGUACCAGCUCUAUGGCCGGGCAGCUGAUAGCAUUAACCGGAAAGUCCGUCUUGGAGACGGCAGCCUUCCAGGAACAGGAAAUAUGAUACCAGCAGUAUCCGGUGAAUGUGUGCUGAAGGUGGAGGGGCUGGAGCCCAACCAGAAGUAUGUGUUUGCUGUUGCAGCUUACAACAGACAAGGCAAGCUACUGGGCAACACAAUUGGAGCAACAACAUUCCCACUGAUGGCAUCCAUGCCAAUACCACUACUUUCCUCUUUGGCCCACUUGGCACAGGUGGCAUUUCAAACAGAGCAGUAUGCCAUAGCAAAGAGAGCCUGCAUGGAACUAUGGAGCCACUUUACUUACCUCGACCCUGAGUCCCACAGCUCACAGGACAGACUUGCUGCCACAGGGCUGUGUGUCCAGACCCUGCAUUGCUCCUCUCCUCAACUGGUUCAGUUGUUCCUCAUGUCAAUCUUCAUUGAGACAGAGAUCAAUAUUCAGCAGGGAUCACUCUACAGUGAAUCACUCAGUCAUAAUGGACCCUUUAUCUGGGAAAAGGAAGCCAGACUGGCAGAAUGUGAGCGAAUGCUGGUGGCCACAGAUGUUGCAUUGCGGUUAAAUGAUGGCGAUGCUGCUGUGCAAGCUGUGGUUGCCUGUUAUGGCCUCUUGGCACCUCUUAUCUUUCAUCAGAUCAAGUGUAACCAUGUAGUAGAGGUGCUCAAAAAAUGCUUGAUUGUUUUGGAGGAGAAUUCAGGUGUUCUUAAACAUAAAAGGACAGGCAACACCGCAGAGUCAUUCAUGCACAUGAUAGCCUGCAUUACCUACUACCUGUCGAAGACAUACCGUGUGCUCCAGGAUCCCCAGAUGGCUACUGUGAUGAUGGAUUGUGGUCGAAGGCUUCUCCAAGAGGUCUAUGAUUCCCAGAUGCAGAACACCAGAUUCACAAAUGAGGCUGUGGGUAUGAGAAACACUGGAAAGUCUAAAACACAUGGUCGAACAAUCAAUGGUGAUAGGAUAAGUUUUCAGCUGAAGGCACUGCAUUUAAAGAGCAAGGAAAGCAUCUCACCUGAAGCAGCUGUUUCUGCAGACAAUGAAAUGUCAUGCCCAAUGAGUAGCAGUGAAGAUCCCACCAUAUUGUAUGAUCUAAUCUCUAACAGUCCAUUAAAGGAUGCCUACCAAGAGUUGAUGAAGCUCAAACGCAAGGCAUAUUUUACUGAGUUUGCAGCAAUUCUUCUCCAGAGAACCAUGGAGGAAGGCAACCCCGACCUUGUGCUAAAGUGGGGGCAAAAUAUACUUGAAUUUCUUUCCAGGCGUGACAAGGUGCUGGGACUGUCCAAAAAAUAUUUAGAGGGAAACAGCCAAAGUAACAAAAGAGGCAGUGCUCAGGCUGCAAAAGGAAAUGAAUCGCCCCAGCAGAACAAGAUUACAACUUCUCACACUGACCCAAAAAAUAAAUUGAAGCAGAAAAUUCCAAAGGAUAUAGUGCAGAGAAUAAGAACUAACAGGGAGAUGCAGAUCGUGGAGAACCUUCUGACCAUGAUGUCAUCUGUGGUGAAACGCAGCAAGAAGCAACUUCAGCUGAGGAGCAUGUGCUGUGAGGAGAGAGUGUGGAGGGCUCAUCUCAAUUACUGCUUGGCUCAAGCUCAUUUAGCGCUUCUUUACCAGAGCCUGGACAAGCUGCAUGGAGAAGCGCUGCAGCACAGGUACAGCUACUUAAAUCCAUUGAGCUUCUCUCUGGCCUACUCUGGUGUCCUGAUGCCCAGGAACUCACAGCAACAGCAGUCUCCCAAACAUGAGGAUGUCUCAGAGAAAGACCCCUCUCAUUCUGUUCUCAGGCACUAUGUGGCUGUACACAAAGACAAGAGCAAAGACAAAGCAGUGAGAGUUGAUGGCUCUAUCACAGAGGAGAGCUGUGAGGAUGGAGAGGACUCUUCUUUUACUGUAGAACAGCAGAUUGACAUCAACAGACUUGCAGCCACCUUGCUGUUGGACUCUCUAAACAAAACUGCUUUACAUCUACAAAGAUCCAUGGUAUUGGCCCAUCGUGGCAGCCACUGGACCUACCUGCAGUAUGUGUGUCAGAGUGUGUGGGACCAAAGUUGUAGAAUCAGUGACUUAAUGCAGAAAGCUGCACAGCUUGAACCUCCCUCCACUGUCACAGCAGACCAGCUGAAUACCACAUUUACUCCACUACUGGUGCUAUCUACUGAUCUCAUCAUUGACAUGCUGAAUAGACUUGGGCUGUGGAGUUUGUAUGACAGUGAUCAAACUGAGGAUGAACUAGAGUCCAGUCUGCACUUCUCAGCAACACUGGAUGACAGCACACAUGUGGACCUGCGUUGGGUUCGCACCUUGGUGUUCCACACUCUGGAACGUCUUCAUGAAAAUGGCAAAUGGGAAAGCCUAGCCCACUUUGCCUUAGUUUACAACUUCUACACUAGGGAACGUUAUGCCUUGGUAGUAACUCCUCUACUAGUCCAUGCUCAGAGAAGGCUGCUCGAAAGGAUUAGUUCUUUUGGAGGACCUGCUGUUCCUCAACCACACCAUGUCAAGACAAAGAAGGCCACCGGCAAGGAGAUAACUUGUAGGAGCUAUCCCACUUGCCAGCUUCUCACUGGAUCGAACCCUCAUCCUUCACAGCAACCGGCCCUUCGCAAAAAAGCAGCAGUGACAAACUCCACUCCUCGAGAGGCAGUAGACAUUAAAGGUGCGGAGCUGAAGCACUCCAUGUCCCUCGUUUGCGUUCCCCUGGAUGUAGAAGACACACUGAGCUGUUACCGUGAAGCUCUUGAGAGAAGACCACAUUGUCUCCAGGUCUUCCAGCAUAGUCGUUCAUUGGGGCUACAGCUUCUGGCUUACACACAGCCCUGCUUUUCCACACUGUCAAAGCCCUGUCAGAGCAGAAAUCUGAGCCAUUCUGCAAGUCUGGUUGAUUUCAGUCCUGUAGUUAUGCCAGCUCCAAACAUCGAACCUUGCGACCUGACAGAGGAAGACUACAGUUCUUCAAAUGCUCUCUACAGGCUCCCCAUCAGCCCUGACCAGAUGCUGACUGUCACUGCUGCAUACUCCACCUCCAUAAAGUAUCUCCAGGCAAACGCUCAUGACUCCCUCAGAGUCCUGGCACUGCAUGAAAUGGGAAACCUGCAGUUCUACAAUGGAAACACACGGGCAGCACACUCACACUGGAGGAAAGCCAUAGAUUGUGCCUUACAGAGCUUAGGCACUGUAGAGAAAUGGGAUGGUGUGUCCUUUGGGGGUGGCUCCCUGCAACAAAUGAUGAAACACGCUGGCAUAUGGGGAUGUCUUCAGGCUGCUGUUCUUGCUGCAAAGAUUGCACAGUAUAUCUUGACUUCUGAUGUCAGCCAGAGAACCAAAUGCUGUCUUCUGUCCGCCCACCUCUUCAAGUGUGUGCUACUUUGCUCCUUAGCCCAGCCUCAGGCUGAUCUCCAGUAUGCCAAUCACAGCAUUGGAGAUGAACUUCUUCCUGGAGUUGACCUAUUCUCUGAGCCCCACAGGCUUCACCUUGGCACCACUGUGGCAAGCAUAAACUUUAUUUGCUGCUGGCUUUUCACCACAGGAUACCACAUCACGUUACUGCCAAUACUAGCUCUAUACCAACAUUUUGUGGGGACUGUGUGCAGAGAUGUGCAGCGCACUGUUGAGGCAAAAAUACUUAAGAUACGUACCCUUUCUGAGCUCUGUCUGUUCACUGAAGCUGUAAAAGAAUCAGUUCAACUAAUACAAGGAACUGGGGUUCUUCUGCCGUAUGGACAGUACAUUGCCAAAAACAAUCUCCAGCCUGUGAAGAAAUUCUACACCAACAGGUCUCUCUUGGACAAUGCUGAGGCUUUGGAAGAACUACUCAACACUGAGUUGGCUCCGGAGGUCUGCAAGGUGUAUGGCUCCACAUUGUCCCUUCGUUCUAAACUUGCUCGUAUUCAACUUGUCCUGGCCCUCAGUAACACUGUACACGGUCCUCCAGUGCCAGGAGAAGCUUGUGGAAACUGGAGAUCAGAAAAUACAAAACAAAGUGAAGAGGUCAAACAAGAAAUUACUCUUGAAAUCCAAAAGGAGAAGCUCAGUUUGGAGGGGAUUAAGUUUCUUUUGCUAGAAGGAGCGUCCUCCUUGCUGCACUCUGUUGAGCAGCAGCUCCCACCUCAGUGCUGUAGUAAGAUGGAGAAACUAGAACUGAAAAUCGAGAUCAAUCUUCUAAAGGCCAACCUUUACCUGCAACAAGGACAUUCUGCACUUAGUUCUGUGAUGAGUGUGUCUUCCUUGAUGCUGCUGCAGAAAGCUCCUGUAAUUGUAAAUGGAUCUUUACCUGGCUCUCAGCAACCCAUAUCUGAGCACCAAAAUGCCAAGACUGGAAGUAAACAGGGUGCUCAAGACUGCAGAAUGCCAGUCUACCCGGAGGGAGAUUGUCCUAGAGCUGUUGAGGCCAGUGAGAGAAUUGGAGUUCCCCUCUGGCUGCUCUGUCGCCUUGCUCUGGUCCGUAGCCUGGCAGCACACAACCCUGAUACCAGGUCCCUUUUGCCCGGGAAGAAUAUUAAUGAGGAGAUAGCUCAGACCUUGCAGGAGUGUCUUCGUGAAUGUGAACGAUGGGGAGAUCUUGAUAUUCAAGCUGUUUUGAUGGUUGAGGGUGCAAACUUGGAGGCACAGAGGGGCAGAACUGAUGAAAGCAUGGCAUUGCUGCAGGAAGCUGUCAGCCUGCUCUCAGGACGGUCCUGCAUGCCACCAAAGUCAAGUGUGACUCUUGCCCGGGCCACUUUACUACUCAGCAACCUGAGAGGGAUGCACAGCACCACACUUCUGCAACUUACCCAGAAACUACUGAAAAAGCAGCUGUGUAUUUUUGGAGAGAAUGUGGUGUUGGAAGGUGGAAAAAUUUGUUUUUCUCCUCCUGGACCCAUCAACAUCUACCUACCCUACCUCAACUUACUGGAUCAGGCCACUUUGCAAAUUGGUAACAUCGAUAAUCUUGGCGCGAUGGAAACACCACUUGCUGCUCAGUCCUUGCAAUCCCAUUGUUCAAGCAAGAAUGAAAAAGAGUGUCAAGAUCCCAUUCCAGCUCUGAGCAACUUAAGCAUCUCUGGUCCUAUAAGCCCCCAAUGCUCAGACAGUUAGCCAUACAAUUACACCUUAAGUGAUGCAAUUUUCUCUGUUCUUUUCCUGUUCUGUGCCUACUGAGAAAGCUAGCUGGACGCUUAAGGUCAUGUUAGUCAGUUGUUUGUUGGCUGAAGAGAGACAUAUGUUGUGGCCAACCUGAUGCAAUAAUUAUAUUAUCUAUAAACUGUGAUUAAUAAACAAAUUAUGAAUUAAGUACUGCAUUUGUUUACAGACAUGAAUGUAUAGUUGUAAAAACCAAUUGUAAUCAAUUGCAUAAUAGUUGCAGAAUGAGAGACUGAACAAUUGUCACAUGAGUUUUCUUACUAUGUGAUAUCAGUUUGUGUAAGUUGUUAAGGAUGAUAACCUUUUUGAACUGCUGGACAAACAAGACCAACAUCAAUAAAAUCCAUAGCCUCUUUUUAUGUUUAUUUUGUUAAAAACUCACUAUCCAAAACGGACAAGUCAUUUGACAAAGUGGAGCAGAAACAAGUUAACACAUGAUAGUGUUUAUUGAGGAAAAUUCAGGUUAAGAAAUUUAGACAGGUUAAACAACCACAUGUGAAUAAUAUGCAGGAGUUGUAUCAUGCUGAUAC